Fonsecaea multimorphosa CBS 102226 is the source of this 1794-nucleotide messenger RNA. RefSeq lists its product as uncharacterized. Lineage: Eukaryota; Fungi; Ascomycota; Eurotiomycetes; Chaetothyriales; Herpotrichiellaceae. The record is from RefSeq and is a predicted model, not a curated record. Gene Ontology annotation, cellular component: Golgi apparatus. Gene Ontology annotation, biological process: endoplasmic reticulum to Golgi vesicle-mediated transport; Golgi organization. The coding region runs from base 1 to 1794 and encodes 597 amino acids. The transcript is spliced from 4 exons. Gene Ontology annotation, molecular function: small GTPase binding.
AUGGCUUCGAUGCCUCAAGGAGACCAGAAAUCCAAGAGGAAGAAAAAGUCCAAGAAGAAGGGCAACGCGCAAGCCGCCGCCACGACAGACACAGACGCCCCCACGACGCCCGCCGACGAAUCCACCGAGACGCAAAAUGGACCAGAUGAGGAGGACGAGGCAGAAAAUGACGAGCAAGACACGGAGCAGACAACUGUCACCCCGGCGCAGGAGGAGCCACCGGACGAACAAGGUCAGGGCACGGUAACUGUUGCAAACGGGGUCAAAGAACUGUCGAUCGACGACGACGAGAGCAACGAUGCAGCGGCCCGCUUUGACGCUCUUGUGAAGGACCGUGACGCCCUACGUCUCGAAGUGACCGAGCUGCGCAAGUCUCUGGAAGAACUGCAGGCCAAGCAUGCCACGGACAUCGAAGCGAUGCAGACAGAGCUCGCAGAGACGCAGGCCGAGAAGGAAAACGCCGAAGAGCAAUAUCAGUCCUUGUUAGGCAAGGUGAAUACAAUACGAUCGCAGUUGGGAGAGAGAUUAAAAGCCGACGCAGAGGAUCUAGCACAAGCACGGACGCGCAUCGAGGAGCUUGAAGAACAAAGAUCGGAGCUGCAAGAGCGGUACACCGCGCGCUCCGCAGAAGUCGAAGAGCUCACGGCCCAAAACGCCGAGCUCUCGCAGAAACAGGCCGAACAGUCCAAAGAAUUAUCCACCCUCCGCAACCGCCUGACGCUCUCGCAACAGAACUGGCUGAAAGAGAAAGAAGAACUCGUUGAGAGUGAAGCCUACAUGCGCGACGAAUUCGAAAACGCCAAACAGGCCAUGCACGACUGGGAAGUUCUCGCCAUGGAAGAACGCACCAUGCGCAAGGACCUGGCAGAUCGCAACGCCGACUUGGAGGAGCAACUCACUUCGCUCAAGGAAGCGUACGAGAAGGCAGUAAGCGAGCGGGACACCCACUCAGCCGCGGUCGACGGCCUGCAAAAGGCCCUGCAGGAGAUCCAGACGGUGCGCAAGCAGGAGCUGAAAGAACUGGUCGAGACCUCUCAGAACGAACAAGAGGCACUGCGGAAACAGGUGUCAGAUCUCCAGGCGAUUUACGAUUCGACCGUUGCGGAAUUGGAACAGACCAAGAAAGAGCUCGAGCGCGCCCUUCCGUUCGAGAAGGAAGUCAAAGAGAAGAACCUCCUGAUCGGCAAGCUGAGGCACGAGGCGGUGAUUCUCAACGAUCAUCUCACCAAAGCGCUGAGAUUUCUCAAGAAGGGCAAGCCCGAGGAUAACGUCGACAGGCAAAUCGUGACGAACCACUUCCUGCACUUUUUGGCAUUGGACCGCUCGGACCCCAAGAAAUUCCAGAUCCUCCAGCUCAUCGCCGCGCUGUUGGGCUGGACCGACGAGCAGCGCGAACAGGCCGGUCUGGCCAGGCCCGGCGGCAACACCGCGACGACCACGGGUACCACCUCGAGCUUCAACUCCCUGCGCGGGUUGGGUUCUCUGGGUGUUGCUGCUGCGCCUGGAUCUCCCCUAAUGCACAGGACGCCGAGCACACCGGCCCUGCUCAAUCACCCGGACUAUUUUGGUGGGAGUGGGAGUGGCGGACCAGAAAGCGCGACGAGUCCGCACUCGAGAGAGACGUUGGCGGAGCUGUGGCAGCAUUUUCUGGAGCAGGAGGCUGCGGCGGGCAGUGGAGCGGUCAAGACUUCAAAGUCGAGGCAGGGGAGUCAGAGUCAGAGCCAUCCAAACACGACUACAGGUACGGGUCCAGGUCCAGGUCCAGGUGCAGGAUCAUCUGCGCCGCCGAGAUAA